UCCGGUUUCUGAAUUUCUACUAGUGAUUCCUACUGGACUUAAGCAAGUACCUAAGGACACCCUAAAACGUAGACAUGGUUGAGUGGACAGAUGCUGAGCAAAGUGCCAUCAUUGGCCUGUGGGGAAAGCUCAAUCCCGAAGAAAGUGGACCUCAGGCCCUAGCCAGGUGUCUGAUCGUGUAUCCCUGGACUCAGAGAUAUUUCUCCACCUUUGGAAACCUGUCAAGUCCCACUGCAAUCAUGGGUAACUCCAAGGUGGCAGCUCACGGGAGGACUGUGAUGGGAGGUCUGGAGAGAGCCAUCAAGAACAUGGAUAACAUCAAGGCCACCUAUGCGCCACUCAGUGUGAUGCACUCUGAGAGACUGCAUGUGGAUCCCGACAACUUCAAGCUUUUGGCUGACUGCAUCACCGUGUGCGCUGCCAUGAAGUUUGGCCCCUCUGGUAUCACUGCUGAUGUCCAGGAGGCUUGGCAGAAGUUUCUGGCUGUUGUCGUUUCCGCUCUGUGCAAACAAUACCACUAGAGUCUCAUCACCAAU
Sinocyclocheilus rhinocerous is the source of this 536-nucleotide messenger RNA. RefSeq names its product hemoglobin, beta adult 1 (gene hbba1). Gene Ontology annotation, cellular component: blood microparticle; hemoglobin complex; haptoglobin-hemoglobin complex. The record is from RefSeq and is a predicted model, not a curated record. NCBI's taxonomy places the organism in Eukaryota, Metazoa, Chordata, Actinopteri, Cypriniformes, Cyprinidae. Gene Ontology annotation, biological process: oxygen transport; hydrogen peroxide catabolic process. The transcript is spliced from 3 exons. Bases 75 to 521 code for a protein of 148 amino acids. Gene Ontology annotation, molecular function: peroxidase activity; heme binding; haptoglobin binding.